AUGAAGGGGGUACCAGGGCUCACCGCGUUGCUCUCCUGGCAGUGCGCCGCCGCAGCAGCCUCUUCCAUCCAAACCCAAAGGCAGAAUCCAAACACCACCACAACAUACGCCGACAGCACCGAAGUCUUCACCUUCGAGCUCCAGGCCAAUUUCAGCGGGUACUCAGCGCCAUGCCACGGGACGCGCAAGGGCGACGACAACAGCGGAUGGACACCAUGCGACGGCGAUAAAGAUAAUACCGAGGACCCCAGGUUCGCUGUCUUCUUCGACUUCUCGUCUAACGACUACCUCAGCGUCAACCACACGUAUAUAUGCGACCGCGGCGAUGUUGAAACGACCCGCACAACCGUCUCGCAAACGUUCUCGCCACAGGCGAUGGCCGCCUGCUAA
Molecule: messenger RNA, 390 nt
Organism: Daldinia vernicosa
Lineage: Eukaryota; Fungi; Ascomycota; Sordariomycetes; Xylariales; Hypoxylaceae
Exons: 2
Coding region: 1-390 (129 amino acids)
Source: RefSeq, a predicted model, not a curated record